AUGUUUGCUCUGUUCGGCCGAAGCCUCCUCUUCCCGGCCCCGUUUCGAUCCUGCUGCGGCCUGAAAGAACAGAGGGACCGGAAGAAGCUCCCGUGGCGCUCCGUUUCCGGCCAAGACUCUCACCCCAUGACCUCAGCUCACAUGGCUGAUGACAACUCCACUCUCAGGGCUGCCUGGCUGGCUCACAAGCACACAAGAGGCUCCCCGCCUAAGGCUGUGCCUUCGCGUUUCGAGUCCGACGCCGUCAUCUCGUAUGUUCCCACUGGCCUCAUCUACCGUGGUCACCGCGAAAUUGAGGUCCUCCUCGACCAGAUGCGGAAUUCUUAUCAAUGCAUUGAGGAAACUGAGGUCUUGAGUACGAUCUACGGACAGAAUGAUGUGUUCGAAGAGUCGAUCCUUACCAUCCGCCAUGAGCGUUCUAUCGAGUACCUCUUGCCCGGCAUCAAGGAAACCGGCAGGACCUUGAAAUGUGCCAUGUGUACCGUCUCGACUUUCAAAGACGACAAGCUCGCGUACCAGCGUGUGUACUGGGACCACGCCAGUCUCUUGCAGCAGGCCGGAGUCCUUCCUCCUAGUGUUAGGGGAAAGACGGCCACUAGCCCCCAGAUUGUGCUCAAGGUUGCAGGCACUAAGGUUGAGGAUGUCAUCAAGGCUGCCCUCCCUAAGGAAGGCGCCGAACCCAACGCCGCCAAAGUGCAGCAGGAGCAGCAAUCGGCCGCAGCUACUCAGGCUACUUCUGAUGAAGACCGCCCCCUACAAAACAACGGGCACAAGAACGCGGCGGCCGACCACUUCGAUGAGCAGCCCGUCGGCGCCACUGCUCAAAAGCAAGCCAUUACCAAAGAGUACGUGACCCCCGACCCGGCCGUCGCCGUUGCAAACCGCAACAACCCCGUCACUGGCUCCCGCCAAAGCGUCAAGCUCCACGCUCCUCCCGGCGGCGUCUCCCAAUUUAGUCUCGGCGGCGACGCUCCCGUGUCCAACGCGCGUGCCGCUCAACAGCAGCCCACGCCUGCCCUCACCGAAGACACCGAAGCAACAGCCAACUUCGCCGCCCGAAACACCUACGCCGCCCGCAACCGCGGCUCCUUUGCCUUCGACUCCUCCUCCCCUACCCCUUCCACCACCACCACAACCGAAGACCCAGCCCUAACCGCCAACAACGCCGCGCGCAACACCUACGCCGCCCGUAAUCGCGGAUCCUUCGGAUUCGGCGACGACUCAACCCCCAGCAGCGUCACCACUAACCAGCAGCAGCAGCCGAGGUCGACUGGACGCACCCAUUAUGCGCCGGCGGAGAGUAAGAUUGGCGCGCCGCCGGUCACGGGAAGUAAGGUGCCGAGUGUUAAGUUGCAUGCGCCGCCGGGGGGGCAAUCGCAGAUUACGUUUGGAUAA
Fimicolochytrium jonesii is the source of this 1395-nucleotide messenger RNA. RefSeq lists its product as uncharacterized. Gene Ontology annotation, biological process: polyketide metabolic process. The transcript is spliced from 5 exons. The coding region runs from base 1 to 1395 and encodes 464 amino acids. NCBI's taxonomy places the organism in Eukaryota, Fungi, Chytridiomycota, Chytridiomycetes, Spizellomycetales, Powellomycetaceae. The record is from RefSeq and is a predicted model, not a curated record.